UCUAACUUGACAGUGGAAGAGGGUCAGCAAAUGUUUCGCGUGUGUUCGUUAACACCGUUGUAAGUUGGUGGCAGAAUAAAAUGAAAUGGAUAUUUUGUCAUCAGACUCUCCUGUAGUUGAAGAGGAUGAAUGUGCCGAGCCAAAGGUUUGCUGUUUAAUGCGGGUUGGAAGGAACACAGACUGGCUUCGCUUGUUCGAAAACACCGAGACCACCAUUGGACGCUGUGUGAAUGUCACCUAUCAGCUGUUGUCUCCGAGCUGUCCCCUGAUGAUCUCCAGACUUCACUGUGCUUUCAAGCAAAAGGAAGACAGACAGUGGACGGUGACGGACAAGAAGAGUCUCAACGGGGUGUGGGUGAACGGAAAUCGCAUACCUGCUGAAAAAGCACACCAGCUCAGACCUGGAGACUCCAUUCAACUUGGGGUUCCUGUAAAUGGAAAUAAAGUGGAGUUUGAUUACGUGUUUGUUCGGCUGCCUCUUAAAGACAUUGAGCAAUGCCUUGCGAAAGCACACAGAGAAGUUUCAAAUGUGGAGCCCACACCCAAGAAGCCAAAGCGGAAACAUACGGCUGAAGAAGUUGAUGCUUGCACGUCAUCGAAACCCAAGCUGUACCGCAGCUCAUCUGCAGAAAAGUCAUUUGCACAACCUUGUCCACUGUCUGCAACAAAGCUGCAGCAGAAUGUCUCUUACAACCAGCCAGAGGAACCUGGUCCCAGUGUUCCCAUUCCACAAGAUGGCACUUGCUCAGCUGGUUCCAGCACUUCCUGGGACUUAGACAACUUAGAGAUGUACAGCCAAAACAUUCUGAUGCUAAAGGAGCACGUAGACACCACCCAGAGGCAGGUGGCCUCGCUAGAGGAAGAACCUCAACAGGUUGACCCCCUGAAAGAGGAGCAAGUCAGGGAGCUGCAGAGUCAGCUGGCGACACUCAGAGCCAAGAUGCACACGAUGGAGACAUUAGAGAAGGCCUUCAGUGAAGCCAAAAAGCAGCUGGAGGCACAGAAAACACAGCACCAGGAGGAGCUUUUGAAAAAGCAAUUGGAAGAUGCCUUACAAGAGCAAAAAAAAGUGAUAGAAGAACUCAGUCUGUCUCGGCAAGGCUUUGAAGAGAUUCUGUUGGCCAAAAACAAAGAGCUUGAAGUGACAAAGGAAGAGAAAGAGAAGGCAAGAGCCCAGAAGGAGGAGGUCGUGACCCAAGUGACUGAGGUGCUGGAGAACGAGCUGCAGUGCAUCAUUUGUUCAGAGCUUUUUAUCCAGGCAGUCAUCCUGAACUGUGCUCACAGCUUCUGCUCUCACUGCAUCAAGCAGUGGCGAAGAAAAAAAGAUGAAUGUCCCAUCUGCCGACAAGCCAUUCAGUCUCAAACCCGCUGCCUGGCGCUGGACAACUGCAUCGACCGGAUGGUGGAGAACCUGAGCCUGGACAUGAAGAUGAGGCGGCAAGCCCUCGUUGCAGAAAGGAAAGCAGGUGAAUGUGCUGAAGUGAUGGUGAUCCAUGAUGACGACAGCAGCACCAGUGACAGCGACAGCGAUGGCAGCAUGGUGUCCACGGAGAGCAGCUCGAGUUCUGUCGUCUCUCUGGACACGGACAGAAGCACCCCCUCCAUGUCAAGUCCGUAUUUAUCUGAUGACAGCUUUAUCUGACGAAGAUUAGCCCGCUAGUCUUCUGGAGUUCUAAUGACCUUUGGACUUCUUGGUGUUUUGAUUCAUUUCUCUGGACUAUCAUUGUCCACCAUAAGGUUGAGUGGCAAAGCUCUAUCAUGUCACACAUCCUGUACCACAUUACUAAUAAUGAAUUUUUGUUUGUUUUUGUAUAAUGCCUUUUUGUCUUUAUUUUCAACAAAGGAAUAAAGUCUUUGUGUUUUCAGUCAUUCUCAA
Thalassophryne amazonica is the source of this 1876-nucleotide messenger RNA. RefSeq names its product ring finger protein 8, E3 ubiquitin protein ligase (gene rnf8). The transcript is spliced from 9 exons. NCBI's taxonomy places the organism in Eukaryota, Metazoa, Chordata, Actinopteri, Batrachoidiformes, Batrachoididae. The record is from RefSeq and is a predicted model, not a curated record. Gene Ontology annotation, molecular function: ubiquitin protein ligase activity; histone binding. Gene Ontology annotation, biological process: double-strand break repair; ubiquitin-dependent protein catabolic process; protein K48-linked ubiquitination. Gene Ontology annotation, cellular component: site of double-strand break; ubiquitin ligase complex; nucleus. The coding region runs from base 86 to 1642 and encodes 518 amino acids.